Messenger RNA from Funneliformis geosporum, 1686 nucleotides. The record is from the annotation of a GenBank genome assembly. Lineage: Eukaryota; Fungi; Glomeromycota; Glomeromycetes; Glomerales; Glomeraceae.
AUGCCUACUGGCAUAUGGCUAUUACGUCCUGUGUCAGAUGUUUGGAAGCAGUCUGUUGUGAAUGUCCUUGAGCAUGCGUGUUCAAGUCCUCCCCCUUCAACCGUGAAUGAGCAUCUUGAAAGUACACUAUGCAGGGAUUGGUCGAUAAUAGGAAUCUUGGAAUAUACAGCAUCAAAAUUCGAAUUAUCUAUGACUACAUUUGAGAUUCUCAAAGCAGAUCUGUAUUUAGUGUUAUCGAGUUUAAGCGAAAGUAAAAGCCUUCACGUUCACCAGAAUGCCAAAAACAAGGCAAAUAAAGUUAUUUCUAGCUUUGAUAAAUUAUUCACUUCGGUUGAUGUGAAACGUUUUAUUAAUGAAAUUAAAUUAAAAAACGAAAGAAUGGAAUUCAAUACAUCUGUGUGUCGAAAUGUUACAUCAGCAAAUACAUUACAAGUAUUAAAGGAACAUCAUAUGACUAGAAUAGAAAUUAAUGACAUACGCAAUGAAGAAGCUGCUGCCUCUGGUAAUUUAAUCAAAACUUUGAAUCAAGGUGUUCUGCCAAACUUGGAAGAGACCUUUUCCGCCGUCGCUAUAGGGUGUAAACGAGCAUAUCCUCACGUCGAUGAUGAUGAGAUGCAUUCAUCCAAGAAGUUGUUGCAUGAGGAUGUGGAAGUGCAAGAAACUUACAAGGACAUUGAAAAUGGACGCCAAGAACCACAUCUUGUGGAAUUAAAAGAGUCCAAUUGGAACAUAAAUUUUAAUGAGGCUUUAGACAAGGAACCAAUUUUUGGACUUGAUCAUGAUGAAAGACUAAAUACGAUACAUAAUGAACUUAUACAUCUUUAUUAUAAUUCCGAUGUUCGUGAUGUAAUUAGGAUGGCUAUUGUAAAUUUGGAUGAUGAUAAAAAAAAUGAGACUACAUCAUUUAAAACGAUUGCAUCCCUAUACACAAAACGUUCAAGCAGAUUUUUCGACCUUACAACACAACGGGAUAAUAUUUUUAAAAUGUUAAAAGAAAUCAAAGAUAUUUCAAGCAUUAAAAAAGCGCAAAAGUUUGUUUCAGACUUCAAUGGAAUGAGCAACCUAAUUUUGGAUAGAAUUCUAACUGUUGAAAAUUUUAUAUAUUCAACUGUUAAACUCCUUUCAUACCAGGCAAAUAAGGAGCAUAGACAUCUUCUUUGUAGUAAAAACCAAAGAUCAAGAAAUUCAUUGGUCCCUGAUAUCAAAGUGGUGUAUAAAAAACGAAAAAUAGAAAUGGUAGUAGUUGAACAUCAAAAAAGAACUUCAGUGGAGGACAAAAAAAAAAAAAUCAGAGAUACUACCAAGAUAUGUGUAAUGAUGCAUUAUCAACUAAGUAAAAUUUAUAAAUGCUUAGAGAGUUAUGGUAAAGGCAAUAAUAUUAAGGAUAUUUAUGUUUAUGGUGUUAUUACUUCAAAACUUGAUGUGGAUAUUUAUGCUAUGAAUAUUUCUGCUCCUGAAUUAUAUCUUUUUUAUAAAAUAUUCAGUUUCAGUUUACCAGAAAAUAUUUAUAAUUUUGAUGAUAUAACUUAUGCAUUAAAAUGUCUGAUAAAUUUUCAAAAAAUGGUAGAUGAUAAUUAUAUCCAAUUUAAGAAUAUUUUAAAUGGAGAACCUAAUAUAUCAAUACAACAAAUAAAAUGGUUAGUAAACAUCAAAAUUUCUUCAAUUACUUUAUUAUCAAAGAAAUAA